AUGAAAAUCGCCAUCAUUGGAGCAGGAGUGAGCGGUUUGACCUCCAUAAAAUGCUGUUUGGACGAAGGGCUCGAGCCAGUUUGCUUUGAGAAAUGCUCCGACAUCGGGGGACUCUGGAAAUUUUCCCAACAUGUGGACGGUUCGAGCGGUUCGGUUUAUGAAUCUACAGUCAUCAACACUAGCAAAGAAAUGACCUGCUUUUCAGAUUUUCCAGCACCAAAGCAUUUUCCGCCAUUUAUGCCUCAUGGCCAUGUGAUAGAGUACCUGCAUAUGUAUGCAAAGCAUUUUGACCUCCUCAAACACAUUCACUUCAAUGCUACAGUGCUGGACAUCAGCCGAACCUCAGACCACCGGAAAACAGGACACUGGAAAGUGACUUUCGCGAAUGGCGAGGGAACUGUUUACGAAACUAUUUUCGGCGGCGUAAUGAUCUGCAAUGGUCACCUCUCAAAGCCAUUUACCCCAAACUUCAACGGAAUUGACAGAUUUCAGGGACGCAAACUCCACAGCCACGAGUAUAAAAGUUAUCGAGGAUUUGAAGGCAAAGCGGUCCUUGUCAUAGGUAAGUUUGUUUUUAUGGAAUCCAAAAUACUAUAAACGCUUGCUAUUUGUCGGAAAUCCUAUUUCAAAAAACUCAUGCUUCCAUAAAUAAGCAAUUUUUGAUUGCCAUCCAUUUUCUCAGGUUAAGAAUUGUGCGGAAACUGCAUGGACGGUAAGUUUCUGCAAACAAAAUAUUUGGCGAAAUUCGAUUUUUGUGUGUGGGUUUCCCACCUUGUUUAGCUAUCAGAGUUUCAUCGGUUCGUCUUGAUUGUAAGUAAAGUGAACUGAACGGUGAAUCUUUCGAAGCGAGUUUCAUUGCCUUUGCAUAAUUAUAAUUGUCAGAGGUAUGGUUUUAGCAACUCAGGCGAUACGCGAUAAUUACGUAACUAGAAACUACACCAGACCGAAGAAGGAACUAGGAAGUAUUUCGAGUUUACCCAGAUUCCUAAGAAAACCCAUCAAAUUGAGUCACAUUGUGUAAGGAGUACGGAGAUUUUUCCGCUUUCUUCUAAUACCGUCGCUAACUGAAUUUUCAUUUCAUCAUAUAUGGUUAAUUACGUCGAUAUCAAUUGGAUUUUGAUGGCUUCAUUCUCCCAACAGUUAAGCAAAGAAUCUUCAAUGAAGUUCUCAGCAACACAUUAACAAAAACACUGAUUGAAAAAGCCACGGAACCAAUACAACCACCAUAGUGACAAAUGCCAAUAAAAGAACUAAUGCAGCAAAAUCUUGACGCAAUACCACAAAGUACAAAUUCAAUACACUACCAAAUUAGCUUUGUCGUUCUUAAACAAAGCAAUUUUGAUUUUGAGUUAAGGGAAAACCACUUGAAUAUUUAAGCCAAAUUUGCUUAUAGAUUAUCUAGGUUAUAUAGCAGUUAGAGACACUUGUCUUCAAGAGCAGUUUCGUAGUACUAUUUUUUUUUUCUCACUAUGGGGGAGAUAGGCAUUGUAAAGAAAUAACUGAGACCGCGACGAAGAAUGUAAGUGAAGAACACUUAUUUCAAACAGAUCACUAACGACACCCACCUGCUCUUAUGGUAAACACUUUAGAUUAGGAUUAAAUCAUGGCCUACUGGGGAUAUGGUAAAAAAAAAAACCUGAAAACCACUAUUAUUACACGUAUUUAGGGAAUGACGGCGCAUAGGAGCGUUUAUCAGAAAUAUUGCUUUCAAAGAGUACAAAUUUACCCAGCUACAUCCGGCUUGAGGCGACAGAUUAUCAAUUAUCAUUCUGCGGACAACAAACUGUAUUUAAAACCAAAGAUUACUCGCAUUUUCCAAAUGAUCGCCUGGAUACUGGCUUUUUGACAAUACCGCUGAAUUAUUUAAUUUUUUCUGCUCGAUUUAGGAAUAGUGCGGUAACUAUUUUAUCAACUCAAUGCAGUAUUCACCAAAGAAUUACCCAAAGAAUUCGGCGAAAUCUCUAGAAAACAAAGUUUAACUAAUUAUUUAUCAUGCCAGAGAAGAUUACGGAAGGGUUAAGUGAAAACGAGUUAGUUUCCAAAUAACAAGCAAAUAUCGAUCAAUAUCAAGACAUAAAAACGUGUUCAAAAAAUUUGAAUGAAUUUCCCAAGCGUCAAAUAAUCGAGGACUGAUUACUCUUACAGACUGUGUGAAACUUCAUCAGCCAACAUGUUUGAAAGAAAUUUAGAUUUACUUAGAUUUUUGAAACUGACCCCAAGGCCCGAGGCUAAAUAUUUAUGGCAAUGAAUAUUUCUCGCAUGAAUUAUAUUAACAUAACAUCAUGAAGUUUUUUUGGCAAUAUACUCACCGUUCUCCUAAAUAUAGGCCACGGCCCCUUUAGUAAACUGAAUUCAGGAAAAGUGGGGUAAUUUUCCUUGUUCUGUGGUUAAAUUGGUAGAAGCUCAUUAGCUUUAGCCUCAGUCGACUGAUUAUAAUCUGGUGGCCUAUAUCACGGCCUAUAUUACAAGGAAAAACGACGCACUUCUCGAUCACCUGGGGAGAAAAAUUCAGACAAACUCGCAGACUCGAGUGCAAUAUAGAUGAGCAGUUCACCUUGGAAAUUUCCUCUAAUUACUUAAAGUAUGUUUUGUUGUUAUAAUCGUGCACAAAGCAAAUGAGACUUGGAAACCGAGGGACAAAUGUCGCAAUAUCUACGAAUCGGCUCCACCUUUUCAACGGCAUUUUUCCCGUGAAACAAAAAGUUAACAAAAAUCAAGACCGCAGCUACUGAAGUAAAAAAAAAAACAAAACAAAACAAAAAGAAGGGAAACUAGUUAACAAGCUGUCUGUUUAAGGCACAGGCGGCGUUCAUUAUGCGGCCAGACCCAAGCCCCCCUCGUUUUCAAACACCUCGGCUACUAUCGCUAGUAACUCCGCUAUUGGUCUUGUACCCAGAGCUUUCACGGCCAAGCGGUUGUAAGUCCCACAUAUUCAGUUACAAUAACACGGUAGGAUCUCGGUACGAGAUUACUCCGCUUCUGGAAUAAAAGAAGAACUGAAAACAUCACUUUAUAACAAUGAGAAAAAUCACAGCAGGUCAAGGAAAUAAUGGCAUUUUGGGAAUACUUCCAAAAACAAGUCCAGGAGAAAUUGUCAUUAAAAGUCACAAUAUCUAUUCGUCCAUUCGUCGCUUAGAAGUAGGUUUUCUCAAGAAUUAUAGCAUAGCAAAUAACCAAUACAAUGCUACAUCUGUGAUUCCUCGAAUGAAUGAAGUCCUUAAUGUUCCGAACUUAUCUUAAAUUACACAUCUCCUCGUCACAGUAUUGAUAGGGGAUUUUUUUCCGCAGGUCUUGGAAACUCUGCCGCUGACAUUGCAGUUGAACUGAGCCGCCACGCCUCUCAAGUUUAUCUGAGUACUCACAGAGGAGCCUGGGUAAUUUCACGCUUGGAGAAGCAUGGACUGCCCUGGGACCAGCACGUGGAAACGAGGUUCUUUCAAAGCUUUCCGACAAAGAUCAAGGAAUGGUUGGCUAUUCGUACCGCUCAAAAAAGGUUUGACCACGAGACGUACGGGCUCCGUCCCCAACACGGCAUUUUAAAUGCCCCCACGGUGAUUAGUGAUGACCUCCCUCUCCGUAUUGCCACCGGAACUAUCCAAUUGCAGCCUAAAGUAUCUCAUUUUACGCAGAAUGGCGUCGUUUUCUCCGACGGUACUAGAGUCGAUAACCUGGAAGUUGUGAUAAUGUGCACUGGUUAUGACAUCGGGUUUGAGUUUCUAAAGGACAAGUAUAUCCUCCCAGUCGACGACAACCAGGUAUCCCUGUACAAACAAGUGUUCCCACCCCACCACCCAAAGUCAACCAUGGCUUUCAUGGGUCUGAUCCAGUCCUCUGGUGCGUUCUUUCCCGCGGCUGAGUUGCAAGCACGCUGGGUGACCCGCGUGUUUAAUGGGAAGGCUAGGCUACCUAGCAGAGAGCUCAUGUUGUACAACAUAGGACUUGAGAAAAGGAUGAUCAGGAAAACCUUCUAUGCCUCAAGGAGGCUCACAAUCCAGGUAUGAAAAGUCGUAGUACUGUAUUUCAGCGACAGCUACUCUCUUCCUAAAUUUUAUUACCAAGAGGAACCAUCUCUUUUCCUCCUGUCCCUUCAACUUCCAAAAUCUGUUCAGUAGUUCUUCCUGCCACAAUUUUUUUGGAUAAUAAAUUGAAAGAACUUAGAGUUACAUGGAGAUAAAAUCCUACACCUGAAUGGGUAAUGAAUGGCACGAUAAAGCACGUUGUGAAAAUGUGGCUCGAAUUCGAAAAAGUGUUUCAAGACCACGACCCUUUCUUAGGAAUUCUUCUUGAAACGAGCGACAGAUCACUAAAAGCUGAGUCCGUUUCCUUUUUAAAUAACCUUAAACUUACGGUGAAGAGUAUUGUUUCAUUUAUUUUAGACUAUUUUAUGUUCUAAAUGUUCACAAAAUGUGUUCAGUACUUUUUAUCAAAGAUAAAUGAAAUUUUCGCUAAUCUUUAUCUCCCUUUUAUUUUUUUCAGGUAUCCAGUAUUCCGUACAAGGACCAACUAGCGAAAAUGAUUGGCUGUAAGCCAGACUUCAGACGACUCUUUUUCAGAGACCCUCUCCUGGCCUUCAAGUGCUAUUUCGGGCCUUGCUGUGCGGCUCAAUACCGCCUUAUGGGGCCUGGUGCCUGGUCUGGAGCCAAAAAGACCAUCGAAGACACGUACAGCAACGAGAUGUUCCCACACGUGGGAAGAAGAAAUAAAACACCCACCAGUAUAUCACAAAGCGUGGUCAAAUUCCUCAAGUUGGUCUUCAUGUUUGUAACCGUUGCAACAAUUAAUGAAUUGUCCCAAGAUCUAAGAGGGGAAUGGGACGCAGUGGUUGGCUGGCUGAGGGCUGCACGAUAA
Pocillopora meandrina is the source of this 4848-nucleotide messenger RNA. Lineage: Eukaryota; Metazoa; Cnidaria; Anthozoa; Scleractinia; Pocilloporidae. The record is from the annotation of a GenBank genome assembly.